AUGUGGAAAAGUACAUUUUCUGAACCACCAGAAAAAUACACACAAGAUAAGGAGAGGCAUAAAUCUACAUUUUUCUCUCUUUUUAACAAAAAAAAAAAGUCAAACAAAUCAGGUUAUAGCCCCUCUGAAAAUAGUAUCCAUUUUUCUAAAAGUCAUGAAAAAUCAAAAGAUAAAAAAAAGAAAAAUGGACAUUCAAAUGAAGAAGUAAGUGAUAGCGAAAUGAUAAAAAAUAAAGUUGAACAUAUGAAGAUGUCUAAUAGUAAUUAUCUAAAAAAUUAUGAUUCUAAAAACAAAAAAAGAGAAAGUUUUUUUCAAAAAAUUAAUAUAUUACGAAAAUUAAGAAAUUAUAAAAUAAAAAAAUCUGCUACUACAUUUUAUAUGGAUCAUGAAGAAAGUUCGUCCUUAGGACUUGACGAUGAGAAUAUGGGAAAAAAUGAAUAUGUAAAAAAAAAAAAAAAAUAUAGCAUAAAAAGUGAAUUUAUUAAUUUAAAAAAUAAAGCGCAAUCAUUGAAAAAUAGUAUUUAUUUUAGUAGCAGCAAAAACAGUAUUGAAAGUAAUUACUACAAUCGAAGUAACAAAGAAUAUAUGGGAAAAAGGGGAUAUAACAUUUUUAAUUUGAAUAAAGAAAACUCUAAACAAUUUAAUAAUCCAUAUUCAUCAUCAGAGAAAGCAAAUUCUUUAAUAACAAAUGUUAAUAUUAAAAAUAAAAAAGAUAAAUAUGGAGAACAAGAUUUUUCGAAUGUAUCUAACAUAAGUUGUCUAUCUGAAAAAAAAAACAAUAACAACAAUAAUAAUAUUAGUCAUAGUAGUAGUAAUAAUAGUAAUUCAGAAAGACAUAAAAAUAAACAUUUUUUUGAACAAAAAUUUGAUGUAGAUAUAUGGAAAGAGAAUAAUAAUUUAAUGAACGAUAAAAAUCAUGUAACACAUUUUGGUGAACAUUCUUUUAAUAUUAAAAGAGAGAAUGAAACUAUACUUGAAAAUUAUUAUAAAGAUAAAGAAAAAGAAAGUUAUACGAACAACAAUAACUUACAAUCAAAUCACAAAGAAAGCACGAUUAGACAAUGUUCUCAAAAUGGGAACUUUAACAUGGUAGUUCCUAAGAAUGGUUAUAAUAGCAUGUAUAAUAAAGAAAAAAAUGAUAACAAUAAUAAUAUUAGAAGUAUAAAUAUGAUUAGUGAAUAUGUGAAGAAUGAAAAGACUGAACAAAUUAUAGGCAUAGACAGAGAAAAAAAAAUAUGUAACAUCAUUAAAAAAAAUGAAAUAGAAAAGAAAGGAAAAGAUAUUAAACCAGAAGCAAAUUAUACAAAUAAUUUAUCCAAAGUAAACAAUAUAUAUAUCUCCGAAUUUACUCAAAAUAGGACUGAUAAUACUAUAAAUAAUGAUGAUAUACAAAAAGAAAUGGUAUUAAAAUUAAUGUAUAACAACAAAGGAAUAUAUUUUAAUAAAGAUAAAUAUAUAGAUAACUCUAAUAGUAGAGAAAAUAAUAUAUAUAAAAGUUAUACAGUAAAUAAUGAAAAUAUAAAAUAUAUCCCCCGCAAUAAAUCUAGUAUAAAUUUCAAAAAUAAUAAUAAUAAAAAUAAUGUAUUUUCUAAAGAAUAUAAACAUGAUAUUAUUAAUGAUGAUAAUCAAAAUAAUAUAAUUAAUAAGUAUAUAAUUAGUCCAUUAUAUAAUUUAUUUGCCCAAACAAAAAAUGAAGCAGAAAAAAAAUUAACUACAUCAUAUAAUAAAAUAAGUAGCUUGCCAUAUCAUCAAAUAUUUCAAAAAUAUACUAGUGAGUUACAAAAAACAUACAAAACAAUGUAUGACAUAUAUGAAUUUCCCAAAAUGUGCAGUAUGGAAUAUUCGAAAAAAUCUUUUAGCAAUAUGAGAAACGGUGCUAAUAACAACAAUCAUAACAAUGGAAAUAAAAAUGAGAAUAAAAAUGAGAAUAAAAAUGAGAAUAAAAAUGAAAAUAAAAAUGAAAAUAAAAAUGAAAAUGAAAAUGCUAAUGAUUAUAUGGACUGGAAUAAUCGAUUCUAUAGAAAUACAUAUGCCCAUGCAAAACACAAUGCUUAUAAGAACAUUGGCAUGAUUAAUGAGAGUAAUGCAAUUGGUUUGAAUGAACAUUUCAAAAAAAAUGAAAUAAAAAUUCAUAAAAUAUACAACAACGAAGAAUAUAAACCAAACUUACUUAGUAGAAAAACUAUAGAACCCGUGUUUAAGAUAUGUCCCAUAAAUGGGUCAAAUAAACUGAACACUAAUCAUCUAAGGAAUCAUAGUGAAAUCAUUAAUAAUCAUUCUGUUUGUAGCUAUAAUAAUACAAAUCAAAUUUUACAAAAAAAAUUGUUUAAUAUUAAUGAGCCACAUCGAAGUAUGGGUAUGAUAAAUAAUAAGAGAGAAGACCUUAAAUAUGAACAAAAAAAAAAUAUAAAUUUUAUAAGAAAGGGUAAUAAUUUUUAUGAAAAUAGUUUAAGAGAUAAUAACAAUUAUAAUUCAAUAAAUUCCAAUAUUGUUACUAAUAUGUAUCUAUCAAAUAAUUCAAAAAAAUAUAAUAGUGUUAGUAAUAGUUGUCAUUUAUUUAAUAAUAAAAACGAAAUGUCUAAUAAUUCUAGUAAAUAUUAUGCAUGUAAAAAUGGUCCUUAUAAUGUGUUAAACAAAUCAAAUACAUUACAUCCUUAUUAUUUUUGUAAUAACAAAAUAAAUACUAAUGGUUAUAAAAAUAUGAAUAUUCAUAAUAAUGAAAAUUGUUAUAAUAAUGAUAUAUGGAAAAUAAAAUGCAAAGAUAAUAAUAAACAAAAAUAUGUUCCUUUAAAUAUGAAUAAAAUGAAUAUAUCUAAGUCUAUAGGAUAUUAUCCUAUUCUUCAAAAAUCCAAGACAAAUAUAAAUAGUUCUAUAAAUAAUACUAAUAUAAAAAAUAAUUUGAGUGCAAGCUUAAAUGAAUAUAAUAAACAUGCAAUAUAUCUUAAUGAUAAUAUAUAUUAUGAUAAUAUUACUAUGCAUAAUAGAUAUACAAGUUGUUUUGAACCCAUAAAUAAUGAGGAAAUUUUUAGAAAAAAUCAUUUACAAAAAAAAAGUCAAUCGUUAAAUCAUAAAUUAUUAGACUGUUGUGAAUUUAAAUAUCCAAGAUUUAAAAAUGAUAAAAAUUGUGAAAAUAAUUUUUUUAUUAAUAGAAAAAAUGAUGAUUUUAAAAAUGUUUUAGGUAUGUCAAAUUUAUCAAAAACAAAUAAUGCAAUAAAUAAAAAUAUUAUAUUUCCUACUGAAAAUAUGGAUAUAAGAAAAAUAAAUUAUAAUAAUUUACAAUGUGAACCAAUUCAUCAUAACCCUAGGAAUUUUAAUUUGUGUAAUAGUUAUGAUCAUCAUUUUGCUAGUUCACAUAACAACUAUCUAAGUGAUGGGUAUAUAAAAAACAUACGAAAUAUAUACAAUAAUAGUAUGUCUAAUGGCAAUAAAAAUGGUUCAAAUUAUUUUAAUGGCAAUUUAUUUGUUAGUGAAAAGAACAGAUUAACCAAUAGCUAUACAAAUAACAUGCUUAUAAAUGAUUGUAAUAAUUUGCAAAACAAAACCUAUAGAUAUAUAAGGGCAAAAAGUUUAAAUACAUUAAGAGAUUCAAUUUUACAUUCUAAAAGUUUAAAGGUUUAUGAAGAUUGUUGCAUAAAAAACAAAAAUGAAAAUAUAGUUAAUCAUGAUUAUAAUAUGAGAGAUAUUUACAAAAAAUAUUCUUAUAUAGGAAAUGAAAAUACAUAUGAAAUAUUUUGCACUGAAAAAGGUGAAAUUCGUGAAAACGAUUUAAAUGAUGAUAAUAUAAAUCCAGUAUUAAUAAAAAGUCAUGCUGAUGAAACAAAUAAAAAGACAAAUAAUAUUUUAUUAAAUGAUAUAAAUAAUCAAAUAACACAUAAAAAAAAUGAUAAUAAUGAAAAUAUAUAUUUAUUAGAGAAAGAAAAAAAAAUCGAACAAAUAUUGGCUAACCUUUCUAAUAAUGAAAAUGAUAGUGAUAAUUGUACUUCAAUUACUAUUCAACAUUAUACUGUAAAUAAUGCUGAAAAUAAUAAAGUUGGUGAUAAUGUUUUAAGUUCUUAUAAUACUUGUGAACAAGAAGAAUCAUUAUGGAUGCCAAAUCAAUAUAAAAUAGAAAAACCAAUACUUAAAGAAUCGCUAGAAACUUAUAUACACAAAGAAGAAUGUCAAAAUGGAUUCAUUAAAUGCCGAAACAAUUUUAUAGACAAUGGAAUCAAUAAAUGUGAUGAAGAUAUGCUUUCGGGGGUAAUUGAAAAAAAGGAAAACACAAAUUGCAAGAUUAAUGAUGACGGAAAAAAAAAUAUCAAUGACAAAGUGGGGCAAAAUGACAAAGAGAUGAUAGAUAUUUGUAUAAAUAGUUCGUCAGAAAACUGUUAUAUAAAUAAUAACAGUAGCAGUAAUAACAAAUGUAGCAUUGAAAAAGAAUCGAAGAAUUUGAAAGAUGUUGUACAUGAUGAUUUCGAGCAUACUACAAUGACGACUUUUACUAUUAUUAACCCUAAUACUAUCACUUCUAGCACUUUCGAAAAUAAUACAUCUACUUGUGAAAUGAUCAGCAAUUAUAACCCGCAUAAGGAAUGUCGUAAUAUUGAAAUUAAUAAUGAUGCAAAAAAAGAGAAAGAAAAAUAUGAUAAUAAAAAAAAAAUUACAAAAUCUACUAACAAUAGUAGUAAAAUUGGGAAAAAUAAUAAAUUAUGUAAAUCAAAAAAGGCAAGUAUAGCAAAAAAACAUUGGAAAAAUAAGGAAAUUGGAGAAUUAAGCGAAAAUGAAAUACACAAAUUACCAAGUUAUUUAGUUGCAAAUAUGUGUAAUACUGUCUUUAGCGAAAUAGAUGAAAAUACCUAUGAAUACAAUUUUAUCAAGAAUAAAAAUGUAAUAAACAAACAAAAAAUGUUUAUUAAUUUUAAUGGCAAUUAUUUAGGAGAUACAAUUAAUUUCGAAAACGAUAGUAUAAUAAAUUCUAGCGACUCAACACCAAUUUUAAAAAAAAAUCGAAAAAAUGAAAAAAAUAAAAGACAUGGUAAUAAGGAAGCAAAUAUCCGAAAGAGGGAUACUAAUAUAUCUACUACGAGAAGUAUUAAUAUAUCCAAAGGAAGUUUUUCAAAUAAAAAUAUUAAAAAGGAGUUGUCUGGUUUGUGCAAAAGUAAAAUAAAUUCGAAGAAACUUGUUAAGAGAGCAACAAAAAAAGGUACUGUGUUGAAUAAAAAUGUGAUGCUUACAAAUAGAAAAGAUGAUAAGAAUAGAGGGGAUGGAGGUGAGGAAAAAAAAUUAAAAAAAAAAAAAAUAAUACAAGUCACAGAUGGGAAAGUAAAUAACAAGGAAGAAGCUACAAAAAAAAAAAAAAUUAAUAUAAAAAAAAAAAAAUGCACACAGUUAAUAAAUAAAAGUGAAGAUCCAUAUUUAAUUGGAAAGAACAAUCAUUUGAUAACGUACAACAUGUAUGAAAAUGAAAUAAAUAUAUAUUCCGAUAUAGAAUUAGAUGAUUGUAAUACUAAUAAUGGAAUGGAAAUAAAUGGUGGUAGUGUAAGUGAUACAAUAUAUGAGAAAGAUAUUAGAAACGAAGAAAAAAUAAAUAUGUCAAUAAAUUCAGAAGAUGAACAUUUUAUAAAUAAACUCAAACUAUGUAGCGUACCAGAAGUUGAUAAUUUUUAUAAAAUGUUUAAAACAAUAAAUAAUAUGUUAAGGAAUAUAAAUAAUAGUAAUUUUUUAAACAAUAUAGAUUUAGAUGAUUUAAUUAAUAUUGAAAAAGAUUUUAUUAAUAAUAAUAUAUAUAUUAAUAAAUAUUUAAUAACAACAGAUAUUGAAAAUGACCUAUUGAAAGAGGAAAAAAAUGAAAACGACAACAUAAUAUAUGAUAACAAUUUUAGUAUAAUAUAUUUAGACAACGAUAUGAUAUAUUUAAAAAAAAGAAAAUUAAAAAAUAUACUUGAUAUAUUAUUACAAAAUAAGUAUUCGUUUUAUGAAAUUAAAAUAACAAUUCUUUUAUUAAAAUUAUUUAUUUCUGUUGAAAAUAGUAAUAUACAUACAAGUAUAUACCCUCUUACAUUAAUAAAUUCCUUAAUACACAAAUUAAAUUUAAAAAUUUAUGAUAAAAAUGAAUCAAUUGAAGAUAUUAAAAAUCAUAUAUUUAAUAAAAUUGAAAAUUUCAAUAUAUAUAAAAAUAAUUUAGAACAAUCACCAUUUAAUUAUUUAUUUAUAUGUGAUGGAGAAAAUUAUUUAUGUAUAAAUGAUAACUCAUUAUGUGGAGAAACAUACCAAACAAAAGUUAAUAUAAACAACGAAUUAGGAUAUUAUCAUUAUAUUAAUUUGAACAGAUUAACAUAUUAUGUGCAAGGAAAAAAUUAA
Molecule: messenger RNA, 6339 nt
Organism: Plasmodium yoelii
Lineage: Eukaryota; Apicomplexa; Aconoidasida; Haemosporida; Plasmodiidae
Product: conserved Plasmodium protein, unknown function
Exons: 1
Coding region: 1-6339 (2112 amino acids)
Source: RefSeq, a predicted model, not a curated record